Molecule: messenger RNA, 453 nt
Organism: Acanthamoeba castellanii str. Neff
Lineage: Eukaryota; Discosea; Longamoebia; Acanthamoebidae
Exons: 3
Coding region: 1-453 (150 amino acids)
Source: RefSeq, a predicted model, not a curated record
AUGAACGUGUCCAUCUUCUCUUCGCUGCUCCUCUCCAUGAGCGUGUUGUGCGUCCUCCUCGUGACGUCCGCCAGGUCCGCCCCCAUUACCGCCGCUCCCCCUGCCACCGGCAACACCUCCUGCGAGAUCUGUGAGCUGGUGGUGGGCGUCAUCGCGGUUGCGGAGAGCAGUUUCAACGCCAGCCUCCAGCAAGUGAUCAUCAUCGUCAACAACCUCUGCCUCCUCAUCGGCGGUGGCGUCAUUGGCGCUGAGUGUGGGUUCCUGACCGGAGCCAUCAACCAGAUCAUCCAGUGGCUCGCUGCCGAGCUGACCCCGGUCGACAUCUGCCAGAGGCUCCACUUCUGCAACUCCACGGCACCGAUCCCCAUGGUCUCCGCGACCGACAGCAAGAGCCUCGAACUCCUCAGCACCCUCCUCUUCCAGAAGGCCCAGUUCCUCGCCCAGAACCAAUAA